Molecule: messenger RNA, 1219 nt
Organism: Gastrolobium bilobum
Lineage: Eukaryota; Viridiplantae; Streptophyta; Magnoliopsida; Fabales; Fabaceae
Exons: 11
Coding region: 6-830 (274 amino acids)
Biological process (GO): positive regulation of SREBP signaling pathway
Source: RefSeq, a predicted model, not a curated record
UUUCGAUGAUGGAAAUCUCCAUCUCCGUUUUCAGAUCAUCGUUGUUUGUAUUGUUUAUCUUUCACUUUUCAUCCACAGUUACUGCUAUCAGGAAGGAUAUUAGCUUUCAAAUCGUUCCUAUUUGUAAUAACACUGUUCAAGGAAGAUACCUUCUCUCAGAUGACAACGGUUAUGUAUGCAAUGCUCUCUCUGUUAAUUCACAGUCUCGUUGUUGUCCUCAGACUGGGGAGAAAUUCUCUUGUCAUGGAUGCAAUCUUCUUUCACAGUGUUGCAAAUCUUACGAAUAUUGUGUUUCGUGCUGCCUCAAUCCUGCACUGACAAGUAAGAAACAAGUGCUCAACAUGAAGAUUGCCAAACCAGCUUCUGCAAGGGCUUAUGCAAGUGUUUUUGAGUACUGUGCUGGGAGAUGCCGUCAUAGUUCUGAGAGUGUGGUUCAUGAAAAUGCAUAUCUUAGUGACUUCCACCACUGCUUUUCUCUGGCAUCAAAUUCUUCUGCAGAGACAAAUAGUACCAUCACUGAAGCAAGACUUAAUGGCAUCAAUGUUGUUGUUGGGAGGCAAGGUGAAUCAUGUAAUACAGUUUGCAAAUUAAGAGGACAAUCAUGUGUCUCAAAUAAACUUGUGGUGCUAAAUCAUUGUGACAUUAUUCAGAAAUAUAUGAGCUGCAGGGGAGCUUGCUUCGCAAGUGUAGGAACAGAUCAACCUGCUGAAGUUGUUCAUGAUGCCCCUAAGCAUAUGAAUCCAGGAUCAUGUUUAUACACUCAAACACAAUCUAUACUUUCUUGUGAUGGUUUACAUCAGCAUACAAGGAGACUGUGCCCCUGUGCAUAGUAUUUGCCUGUUUGCAAUUGAAAAGAAAAAGAAUUCCGUGGAACUAAGGUCAAGUAUGGCGCAAUCUCUCUGGUAAUGCUGAGUUCGGUGACUAAUUUCCUUGAGGUGGGAAAGUAUCCAAUUUGUGUUGCAAAACACACUUUGUUUUUGUUACAUCUGAUGUAUUAGAUUUCGUAAUACUAGAAGGGUUGGUGUCGAAGGAGGCAAUUAUUGUUUUGAUGCUACGGAGAAGGAGGCAACUCGUGUAAAUCAUCAACCCUGGGAAAUUAUAGAUCUCAUCAUUUGCCUUUAUGUUGUAAAAUUUAGUUGAUUGAUCAUUCCUCACAAAAUUUUGAAAGAAGACUCCUUUAGGUUGUAUUUGGAAGUUUUAGAGAGAAUGAGAAAACAUA